This is a messenger RNA of Boleophthalmus pectinirostris (great blue-spotted mudskipper), 10872 nucleotides long. Its product is annotated as CREB-regulated transcription coactivator 2-like. Bases 50 to 2332 code for a protein of 760 amino acids. Gene Ontology annotation, cellular component: cytoplasm; nucleus. The transcript is spliced from 16 exons. Gene Ontology annotation, biological process: positive regulation of transcription by RNA polymerase II; protein homotetramerization. Gene Ontology annotation, molecular function: cAMP response element binding protein binding. The record is from RefSeq and is a predicted model, not a curated record. NCBI's taxonomy places the organism in Eukaryota, Metazoa, Chordata, Actinopteri, Gobiiformes, Gobiidae.
UCGGUGCCGCUCUGCCGCUCGGUGCCGCUGCUCGCUCCGCGCUACAGACAUGUCCGCCACGGGAACAGGCGGCUGCGGUCCCGGGCCAGGACCCUCCGCGGGCUCCGGGACCGGGGCCUCCAACCCCCGCAAGUUCAGCGAGAAGAUCGCGCUCCACACGCAGCGCCAGGCCGAAGAAACGGCCGCUUUCCAGGAGGUGAUGAUGGACAUCAGCUCCACCAGGCUCCAGGCCCAGAAGCUGCGUCUGGCUCGGACACAGGGCCCGUACUAUGGAGGCUCUCUGCCCAACGUCAACCAGAUCGGGAGGAACCCACAGGACUUCCAGGGCUCGUUUCCGUCGGCGCUGGAGUCCAACCGCUCGACACGACAUCACGGUUUAGUGGAACGAGUCCAGCGAGACCGACGCUUCAUGUCCCCUGUGCGGCCGUAUCGCAACAGACCUGUGGACAACUCUCCGUACAACUCGUCGUACCUGUCUCCGCCCCCUGACCCCAGCUGGAGGAGGAAUUGGUGUGGAAACUUCGCGGGGGACAAAAGCCAGUUGUACCGUCUCCCCUCUGCGGCACUGAACAGGACAAAUUCCGACUCUGCGCUCCACACCAGCGUCAUGAAUCCUCCCGCAGCGGACCCCUUCACCACCGGGGGGCACACUCUCACCCCACAGAACAGCCGCAGGACAGGUCAAAACGAUGGAGAAAGAGCCAGAAUGUUCCCGUACCCAGUUCCUCCCAUCGAGGAGAACGUGCUGAGUGAAGGCAAACUGCUCAAGCCCUGGGACGCCAAAAAGUUGCCAAUGCUCUCGUCUCGACCCAAAUCCUGUGAAGUCCCAGAUAUAAAUAUCUUCACGUCUCCAGAGCAGCCCACAGCGGUCUCUCACAGCGUCCCCUCUGCGCUGAACACCGGAGGCUCAUUACCAGACCUGUCCAUCCUUCACUUCCCCUCGCCGCUCCCCACGCCGCUGGACCAGGACGAGCCCGCCGCGUACCCAGGGCCCUCCUCUCUGAGCGGGGGCAGCAGCACGGGCAACCUGGCCUCUACCCUCACUCACCUGGGCAUCACAACCGGGAACACAGGGCCAGGAGGCAACUACCACCAACACAUGCAAGGCAUGCUGGCGUCUCUACAGAGCACACUCAGUAACCCUUCUCUCCCUUCGUCUCUGAGUAACCCAAACCUCCAGUCCUCUUUGAGUGGCCAUGCCUUCCCUGCGUCGCUCCACUCAUCCGUCUCCAAUCCCUCGCUUCAGUCCUCCCUCCACUCCUCACUGUCCAAUCCCUCGCUUCAGUCUUCACUUAGCUCCUCCCCCUCAUCUCUCAGCAGCCAAUCACUGCACUGCCCCUCCUCUCUGAGCAGCCAAUCCCUGCACUCGUCUCUCAGCAGCUCGUCCCUGCAGUCAGGCGGAGGAAACCCCGCCUAUGGCAGCGGAGUGGGCGGAGCCUCGCUCAGCACGUCACCGCGGCGACGGGCACAGCUUUCGCCGCUGAUUCUGCCAAUGGGCGCCGAGUCUCGGAGGCACCACGCCAAGCAGUUCUCCCCGACCAUCUCGCCCACGCUCUCCUCCAUCACACAGGGCGUCCCGUUGGACACCUCUAAACUGCCUCUGGACCAGCGGCUGCCUCCAUUUCCUCUGAGCCAAAACCAACAGCGACUGCAAACGCAACAGAUGCACAACCUGAGGAACAGCCUGAGCCACAACGCCACCUACGGGCCCACGCAGAGGGCGAUGUCCCUGAAUACGCAGAGCUCGCCUCUGAUAAAGAGCGAGUCUUUGGACCAGUGCAGCUCGUCCACUUCCUGUCCGAACCAGCUCAAACAGGAAGUGGAGGCGGAGAGGGGUCGGACGUUACCACAGCUGCAGCAAAUCAGCCACAACCUGGCCACUGACCUGGGCCUGUACAAUGACGCUCUGUUUAACUCUCUCCUGGAUGACCCAUACCUGAGUCUGCAGCUCACAGGGAAGUCCAACCAACAGUUCUCCUCAGAUCCUGGUUCUGAUGGACUCUCUCUGAACCACUCGGGUCUGAGCUGUCACGGUUUGGACCGGACUCACUCAACUGUGGAUCUCCAGGAUCCAAACCAGAACCAGAGCCAUGCGUACAACCAGGAGGCGCGCCACAACGUCCCCAACAUCAUCCUCACCGGGGACUCUCCUCCAGGCCUGUCUAAGGAGAUUACCAGCGCUCUGUCCCAUGUCCCUGGGUUUGAGAUGGACCCCUUUUCUCUGGACGACCCGUUGAGGAUCGACCCUUUGGCCCUGGACAUGCUGGACGGUGACCUCAUGUUAGCUGACCCUGCCGUGGAGGAUUCCUUCAGAUCGGACAGGCUCAAAUGACCUUUCACCUCUCCCCUCUCCCCUCUCUCUGCGGAGGAGCCUAAACUGCGAUCACACACACACACGCACACACACACACUCGGCCUUUAUAUCCGAUCUCCUCCAUGCAGCUACAACACGUCUGACCCUGUUUAUACCUGAAAUCCACUUUUUUUUUUUUUUAACAGUAACUUUUCAACAGAGCCCAGCAAACUGGUUCUGAAAGUAAAGGUCACAUUUAUUUGCCAAAACAUCUUCAAACAUGAAAAUAUAAUAAGAUGCUCUAUAUAACUUUUCUGGCAGGGUUCUCUCACCUGCUCAUCUCCAUGGAAAUAAGAGAAUCUUUAUAUGACCACAGUGGGGAAAUUCCAGUGUUGCAACCACAGACUGUAUAAAGAAGUGGACUAAGGGAGUGUGUCGUCACCCAUAGUGUUUGGCUCCAGUCAAAUGAAGCUCACACGGUUAUCAGUUAUCGGUCAGUUACAGGAGUGACUUUGGAGUCAGCUCCAUAUUAGGAAUAGGAUUUGCUUUAUGGACAAAACGGCAAAACAAAAGCACCAGGAUCAUGUAGAGCGGGUUAAUACAAACAUUUUAAGACCAAAAUGAGGAGUUUAACAGCGCCAACUGUGGAGUUGUUUAUUGCCAUAGUUAAGGGAAAGCAAUGACAUCUCCAUGGAAACAAGACAGUGGCAGGUUCUACACCAGAAAAGUGGCAUAGUGCAUCUUUAGGAAUUUGAAGUUAUGGCAUAAGCUAACCAGCUGUGGGCUAAUCAUUCUGUAUAUAGUUUUUCUAUUUAAAAUGUGGAAAUAUGCGCAUAUGUUAUUUAAACAUUUGAGUUUCAGAUCUGUGUUAAGUCAUAUUGUGUUUUAUGGUUAUGAGUUGGCCCACAGCUGAUUAGCUCCCAUCCAGCAGUUACUCUUAAUUGAUACUUUUGCAGUGACAUCACAAUGGGGGUGUUAUUUGUGUCUGUGAAUGGCCAGAUGUUUAGCAGUCAACAGUGUAGACACAAUGCAUACUUUAGCAAGCACUGACAAAAAAGUUUUAGGAUAGUCUGAAAGCGAAAGAAAAAAAUGCAAAAUAGAUUUAAAAAGCUAUUUUUCCAGAGCCUUUGAUCUGUGUGAGCGUCAUGCUCCUGUUUAGGAGUUUGAUUUUCAACUAAAAGGUGAAAGUGACUCACUGAAAAACUGUGAUUUUUCUGUUAUGUGGGAGGGGCGUGUCUAACAGCACACAUCAGAUCACCUGUUUCUGGUUAAUGCCGGGCGUACACUGUGCAAUUUUUGACCCUUUUUGAGCUGAUUUUUCGCUUGUGCGACUGUUUUGGGGAUCGGGCCGAGUUUUGACUUCAUCGUGUGUCGUGCUUCGUGUAGUUUACAUGGGGUAAAGAGAACCGAUUAAUGGCUCACGACCAGCUCCCGAUCGACAUUCGAAGGUCGCAAGAAAAUCAAACUUGUUUGAAAUCCAGUCGCCUCUCGUGAGGAUUUCGCUCUGAUGAAGUUGUUCCACGAACCGAUUUGCCAGAAUCUGGCAGACUGCGCAUGCGUGGACACAGAAGUGUCUCAGCAUUGUGUCUCUGCACAUCUGUGGUUUUCUAAUUCCGUGGUUUUCUUCUUCGUGGUUUUCUACUUCCGGAACAACAACUUUGACAACUCCGGUCGUAAUGUGAACGUACAGUGUGAGCAGGCAAGUCGCAUCCGAGCAUCGGUUCGUUCAGUGUGAGAACAUGAUUCAUGAGCUGUGAACUUUUAAACCCUGUGAUUUGGUCGUACAGUUUAAGCUGGGGCUGAGUGACACGACCGAAAAUAUCGCACAGUGUACGCCCGGCAUAAGUCACUUCUGUAUGGUCAGAUUGUGAUUAAUGUCUAACUUGAGUAACAGAGAUUCAGACAGAGCAGUGCCUACAGUUAGAUAGUGAAUGUUGGUGACAUCAGAUGUAAAGUAUCAAUAUUUAUUUCAAAAAGUGACUUUUACUUUUGGAACCAGAAAUGACCAUCUGCACUUUCAAAUUGGCCUAAAAUAUUUUCUGAAAAUAUCAAAAUUUCAGAUGAAGUCCAAGCUUCAGUCUCUAAUAUGGGUGCAUUUAAUUCUACAGCACUUGUUUGGACUCUUCACUCCCUCACUUAUUCUCUCACAGUGGGUAAUGUGUCUUGCUCAAUGGCCCCACAACAGCAUGCACAGCUAACAGCGGGAAUCACACUGCCAGCCUUUUGUGAAUGGGCAGAGUUUUGACCGCCACAGCUUUUUGCUCCUCUCCACUUUUCGAAAUCCUGUUGCCUUUUUGUGAGAUUUCACCACGAAAAGGCUCCGUCCGAAGUCACCUUUAGUUUUUCGAGUCUGUUUCAAACGCUUCUGUGGAACCGCAGCGCUACCAGCAAAAGGACAAAAACCAGAGCGCACAAGCUGACGCCCAGAGGGGGACACGUCUGAUAAUGCUUCUGUCUGGGACUUUCUUUUCGGAGAUAUUAAACAGGACUCCGCCCACUCCCGCAUGACUUACCAAUCAGAGCGAGGAGCAGAGACAUGUGACCGGAUGUGAGUUUUGUGCAUGAUAUCGAGACAUUUCUUUGGCAGUCGCUUCAGCGCUUGACUCACUGGGAAUUUUAUGGAGUUUUAACAACAAAAAAACUAGUUGGAAGCAUGAGACAAAUCAGGUUAACUGCUUUUCUAUUGGAUUCAGUGAGAAUGUGGUCCACCUGAUUAUGCAGACUAUACCUUUUUAUAUAUAUAAAUAUAUAUUCUACUAUUUUCCUAACAACAAAAUUUUAACCUUAGUAGAGUUCAUACUAAUACUAAAAAGUUAAUCCUAACAAUCGGGCUACGUGAAGUGUGUUGCUCAAAGGUAGAGGUCUUUGGAGGAAUUUGCAUAAAAAUCACCUUUCGCUAAGAAUCAACUGAUGUAAAGGUUAAGGCCAAAAACAAAAUCAGAUCUUUACAGGAAAUAAGCCAUGGUGUAAAAACGAUAUCGCCAAGAAAUCAGUUUAACUUUUAAAUCAUGUUUUACAAAAUACUAUUUUUUGUCAAGCUAAAAGGGCAGUUUUAAGAGUUUGUUAUUAAAAAAAGACUGUAUUUUACAAACUGUUAAAUAUAUUUUAAGCAGUUUAAAGACCUAUUUUCUCCCACAGAAAUCUAUUUAUGUAAAAUGACGUCAGAAGGAAACGCACUUUAACUCAAGUUACAAGUCAAAAAGAUCUGAAUAUGAUUGUUAAAGCAUGACUUAAAUGAAGUUUUUUAUAUGUAAACCUAUGCUUAUUAUGGAGAGGCGGAGGAUGACAGGAGCUUUGAAGUUACAUUCACAGAAAUUAGGGAUGGGAAACCAAAACAUCUAUAGUUUUAUUGCUUUGAGGUGAAUAAGAAAUGCACACCAAAACCAGCAGAGGGCAAUGUUGUCUACACACCAAUAGAUUCUCCUGUCUGUCUCUUAAAGGAACUGUCUGUAAGAAUAUAGAUUUGAAAUUUCUUAAACUUAUUUGACUUAUUUGUGUCCCAAGAUACAAGUUAAACAUGCUCAAAUCAAAUAGAGCGUUUACUGAGAACUAUUGUAAUGUCUUAAUUACAAAUACAUGAAUGGCCAAGUUGUAAUAAGCUGGUUUCAAUUCUCCAAUCAGAAAGCAGAAUGAGCCUUACAUGACUCUCGUUUGGGUUGCCAGUUCCAACACUGAAAUCCAGUUGCUUUAAACCUCAAAUGCUUCUCUCUGAUCUGAAACCCCAGUGCCUGCAGCCAUUCAUGAGUCAGUGCUAGUGAAGCCUCUGCAGCUCACGGAGAGAAUUCUGGAGAUUGUGAGCUUCACAUGAGGCCUGUUCCUGAACUGAGAAUGAGACAAAUGCAGGAUGUGUCUCUGUCUGCAGGUGAAGUCUCUGGAGACACAGGUUUAGUUGUGGUUUUAAAACUGUACGAAGCAGGAUACAUACAGCUCCUUUUAAAGAAGCUCUUUCUAACUUUUCCGGAAGAGGCUCUGUCACCUGCCAGAGAGAUGCUGUUGCUUUGCCUGUAUUGUUCCACAGUAUGGCAUUAAACUUUGUCUCUUUAUCCAUGAAGCCACGCAGCUUGCAAGUUCCAGGCAGGUUUGGUGUCCCGUCCCUAAUGUGUGCAUGUCCUCGUCCUCUCCCUGACGCUCAGGCUUCUACAGGUUUAGUUCAGAUUUAAACGAAAAACAAAAACAAGCAAACCCCCAAAACAAGCAGCUUUGCUUUGCACGAGUUACCUGAAAGAUACAUUUCUUACAAAAAAUCCCUUAAUUAAAAAACAAACAAACAAAAGAAUAAAAGACCAACUGAGCCUAAACUGAACCAAACCCAUGAUGUUUGGGGAGGACUCAAGACUAAAACGAGUCAUCUUGGAUUAUUCAAAAAGUGUGUUUGGAAUAUUUAAAGAGGGGGUAUUAUGUCAAAAUAGUUUUUUUUUUUCAUCUUUCAUGAUAUUAAUGCUGGUCCCUUAUCAAAAACAUGCCUGAAGAUGUUUUAGAGUCAUCCAUGCAUGUUUGAGUAAUCUAGUGAUCUCUCCUGGACCCUAUUGAAACCCUGCUUACGGUUAGCAGUACAAACCUGUACAAGACUCCACCCACAAGUGUCCCCCAUGCUCCCACAUGACAAUUCUCCAUAAAUCUACAAAAACAUGAUAUACAUGGUCAUGGUCAUGGUGCUGUACACAGCAUCAUGACAAACCUGAUGUGAUGUGGGAUGUUCAUUAGUGGGAUGUACCCUGAUUGUGUUUUGAUUGUGCUCUGAAGGGGGAAUGAGUUAGCACAGGGAGCAAAGGGAUAAUAAGAGCACGUAAAUACCCCCUCUUUAAAAUUAAAACAGAAGUUUGCCAAAGGUAAUUAAAGCCAACAGUGACCUGAAACACUAAGAUCCAACUUGGAUUGAAUAAACUCAGGAUUAAUUCAGGGCUGAGGCUAAACACAGAAGUUCAAGUGAGGCGAAUUCAAAAUAAACAGGUUUAAAUCAAAGCUCAACUCAAUAAAUCCUAAAUGAAGCAUUUAAAGUUUAAACUGUGACAUCUGAAGCCACUCACUGUGAUUGACAGCGCUAUGCCCCACCCCUUGCUCCUGCUCUUCUAGAAAGUUACUGAAGCUCUUUUGGGAGUUUGUUUGAGAGAGUUAAAGCCUUUAGCGGGCACGUCUUUAACUCUGAGCUGUGUCAGUGUGGGGACAGUCUGUUAUCAAAAGCAUCUUUAAAACUUUUAAGUGUGAAUGACGCACUAAUUUAUGUCAACAUAUUCAUCCGCCAGGUCUGCACUGAAAAUAAUGUCACUAAUGUUUGGUUUGUUGGGGCAUUUUGAUCAGUCAUAUUUAAAGAUGCACUAUGGAACUUUUAAAGUAAGUUUGUCAUCUGCUUUUCUCCACCAGAGGUGGCAGCAUAGUCACAAACUGUACUCAAGUAAGAGUAACAUUACUUCAAAAUAAUAUUACUCAAUUAGAAGUUUUAAGCAAUGAUUCAAGAAAUUACUCAAGUGAGAGUAAAAAAGUAUUUGGGAAAAGUACUACUCACAUAAGAGUAACUUAAAGAGUAACUAUUCAGAUGUAACAUGUUAUUUAUAAUAUAAACUGCAUUUAAUUUGAAGUCCAAAACCUGAAAUAAGUCACUAAAUCUGGUGUUUUCAAAGGACAGACACAAAAAUGAGACAAACGAAAUCAGAUCUGAAGGAGCUACAAGAAACACAAAUGUUCAAAUCACCACAAGGUUUACUCAAGUAAGAGUACUGUUACUUAUAACAGUAGGAAAUGUUGCUUAAGUAGGAGUAUGCUGCUAGAAAAGUACUCUGAAUAGUACAAUAUUUCAAAAGUUUGUCAAGUAAAUGUAACUGAGUACUCCCCACCUCUGGUCUCCAUAGAGAUGCUUGGCCUGGAAUAUUCCUCAGCAGGGUCACCUCUCCACAGAUCUGACCUGGCCUUGUCACAUUCCUUCCUGGUAUCAGUGGAGAUAGUGGUUUGCCUGGAGAGCUACACAGCACAGCAUUAAAUGAUGAACAUGAACAUAAAAAUGAACAUGUUGGAGUCCAGCAGGUGGCGGACCUCCAAAUGAAAAGUUACAUAGUGCUUCUUUAAUAGAAACCCACUGGAUCAACUUUUGUCCACGUGCAUUUAAAAAUGAUGCAUUUCCAGCUCCACGUUUGACUUGUGUGUUGUGUUUUGUUUCAUUCACAUGUUUGAAUACUUUUAUUAUCUGUCUGUCUACAUCUCCAAAGCUCAGAAUGCUCUGUUCCACCUUGUGAUGUCAUGUAGUGAUAGUCUUUUUACCUUUAGUUCUGUAGAUUUAAGGACUGAAAUUACCCAAAUGAUCCUAGUGAAGGCGUAUGGAGUUAGAGCAGUUUACCACAUGACAUCACAAGGGUGGAAUAAAGUGUUUGAACUCACCCUAAAUGUGCAGGUUUGUGUGUUAAACGUGUGUGAAUGAAACAAAACACACCUUUCAGUCUGUUUGUGACGAGGAAACUCCAUUCAAACAUAGAUCCAAAAAUAGCAUUAUAUGAGUCUUCUAACAUAUAAUACACAAAAACACAAAAUGUACAAAAACAGACUAUGGAAGCGUUUUGUGCCCAGUCAGAAAGUGGUCUGAAAAAGAAAUUGUUAUAAUAUUUCAAAUGUUGAAAUGUGUUACCUGCAGGUCACCCAAGUGCGUCUUCAAGUCUUUGACAGAACCAUAUUUUGAGUGUUGAAAUGUGUUUAUUUUGUUUAUAGAAAUUCCCUUCACAUUUACAUUUAGAAUAGUCAAAUCCAACUGUUUUAGAGCUACUAUUUAUCUUAUUUUAUGAACUUAAAAUUGUUACUGAAAUAUUUUUGUUUUGGGAUAUUUUUAAUUUUUAUGAGCAUUUUUUUUUUUCUUUUUUUUUUUUUUUUUUUGUCAAACCUGGAUUUUAAAGUAGAAGGAAACAGUCGGCGCUGGAAGCCGAUUGGACGUAGUUUAUAAAGAGGCGUGGCUUACAAAAAUGUUCAUGAUUACUGCUAAAUUUCUUACAUUUCUUUGGAUAGUAGAUUUAAAGUUUUGCUUAUGAGAUUAUCUUUAACAAACCUGUACAGUUUUAGAAUAAAGGAGUUUCUAACACACACAGAUCUGACACUGUGUAACACCAGCACAGAGUUGAAUUGGACAAGAUGAGUUGAGUAGAAGUUAAAGCACUGCAAACAGCCAAAUCUCACUUACAGAAAAAUGUAUAGUUCAUAUUCACUGUUACUUUGACAUUGUUAAAGCAGUGUUUCUCAACUGGAGGGACCCGGACCAAAAGAGCAGAGUUGUACGUCAGAUGCCCUUCCACAGUGAACACCCAGGGACACUGUGUAUAUGUAUAACAUGCUCUUGGGUGAGAUUUGAAUGGCCGACUGUCUGGUUGGUGGGCAAAUGCUUAACCUGAUGAGAAACUGUCUCCUGUAAUGCCCUUAAUAUGGAGAAGGGAACAGGAGUGUGCACUAGUGCCAUACGAGCGGGACUCUCAGAGUGUGCGUCAGCUGAGAAACACUGUCCAGGAGAACGAGCUCAGAAGGGCCAAGUGACACUUUGAACACACUUUUCUCCACUCAUUUCAUUUCAAACUUAUAAAUGGAGCAAACCCUUUAAAGGUGAAUUAUGUCACUUUUCUAGUACAGGGAACACAAGCUGCUUGUCACCAUGGAGACUGCUUUGUCUGGAAUGAUCCACAGUAUGGUGUUUAUCUAUUUUGCAUUUAUUCAAUUACAAGUGUUUUCAAUAUAAAACAACAAAACAAACAAUAUCAAAAACAUAAACACUUGCAGAGUUGUUCAAUUAAUUGUAAAUUACUUUGAUUAAUUUGUGUUUUUAUUUGAGAUUUUGAAACACUGCAAAAUCAAGAAAUCAAGGAUUUCAGGGACAGGUUCACUCCUGACUUUCUCACAGGCAAAUGGUAUGUAAAAAAACAGAUUCAAAUGUAACUGAAGGCACUUUCUUUCCCCUGUUUGAAACAGAUGGUUUUAAACUUAUCUUAGAGAUAAGUUUAAAACCAUACCACGGAACAUUCCAGUCAAAGCAACAGUAUCUUCACACAAGCAGGUGGCGCCCCUUCUGCAGAAAAGUGACAGUGCUCCUCUAAAGCAGAUCUUUAAAAGCAGAUGCAUUUGUGCUUUUGAUCAAUAACUAAUUAGGCAAUUGCUUCAUAUUAUUUGAUCUCUAGAUUUUGAGUGAAAUCUGUUUAAAUCUUUUGGUCCAACCUGUCACUUGCUCCUGUCGGCCCUGCGUGUGUUGUACAUUUGUUGCUGUAUAUUUGGUUUAUAUGAAGGUCGUGUGUGGCUCUGUUACUUUCUCGUUGCACUGUUGUGUAUUUUCAGAUGUUUGUGAGAUGUGUUCAACGCCGUUAUGCAACAAAAGCAGGAUCCGUUUAAGGCCAUAUUUCAUACUUUUUCAUCUUUUAUAUUGUUGUGUCAUUAUGAAAGCGGCUUGUGUUUUUUAGGCUUCAGUCCAAUUUUGUCUGUGCUUCUUUGUAUUUGAAUAAUAAACAGCUGUGUUCACAUAUUUGUAAUGUUAAUAAUAGCACGGACUGUGCAUAUGGACUCUGGAGGUUUUUAAACAGACAGUACCGCAUUAUUUUACACCAAAUAAACAUGAAACUACCCCC